AUGAUGGAACCGCAGCCUGAGGCCAUGUUUCGAGAUCUGCAUUCUUCCAUCGCCAGCGGAGAAUUGACUUUUCCUGUCACUCUUAACGUGCAAUUUUGCAUAGCAAUAAUACCGCUGGCAGUUGACAAGCGUCAUGUCGUUUCGGAGCGGAUGAGAGCGGAAUUGACAUGUCAGGAAGGGGACGACCGAGUACGGCGAAUAUUGCACCCGUAUAAAGCGCUCAGUGCCAUGUUGCACUGGCAUUUAAAAUGCGCCCUUUUUGUCACAUUGUUUGAUCUGCGCUCACCAUAUCCUGGAACAACUCAACAAGACGCCGUGAACAUCGAGAGAAAGGAUCAGCAAUUAAUGCGGCCAUGA
Molecule: messenger RNA, 357 nt
Organism: Paracoccidioides lutzii Pb01
Exons: 1
Coding region: 1-357 (118 amino acids)
Source: RefSeq, a predicted model, not a curated record